Molecule: messenger RNA, 1266 nt
Organism: Erigeron canadensis
Lineage: Eukaryota; Viridiplantae; Streptophyta; Magnoliopsida; Asterales; Asteraceae
Exons: 2
Coding region: 1-1266 (421 amino acids)
Molecular function (GO): RNA-DNA hybrid ribonuclease activity; nucleic acid binding
Source: RefSeq, a predicted model, not a curated record
AUGACGGCUCUGACGCCUGGUGAAACACUUCAAUUAUACUUGGCAGCUUCCGGAGAAGCUAUAAAUGCAGUUUUGAUAGCAAACAGAAAGGGAACUCAACAACCUAUAUAUUAUGUGAGCAGAAUUUUGCAAGCACCAGAAACAAGAUAUCCUGAGAUCGAAAAGCUUACUCCCGCACUAGUCCAUGCGGCCCAAAGGCUCCGCCGACCAGAGGUAUCUGGGAGAUUGGCAAAAUGGGCAGUUGAACUAGGAGAACAUGAAAUCGAAUUUAAACCAAGAUAUGCAAUCAAGGGGCAAAUUCCGGCAGAUUUUCUUGUGGAAGUUCUGCCUGCAGAUCCAAAAAGCAAGAGAAAGGCAGAAAGCAUUGAAAAGAAGGAAGAGGUGGAAGAAUCAGAAAGCCAAGAAACACGGAAGCUCUUUACUGACGGAGCCUCCAAUGCAGACGGAUCCGGGGCAGGCCUCAUUUUAACAAGUCCAGGUGGUCAAGAAUUCACCUACGCCCUGCGAUUCAACUUCAAAGCUUCUAAUAAUGCAGCAGAAUAUGAAGCAUUGUUGGCAGGUUUACGGAUUGCAAUACAAAUGAAGGUGGAACACAUUCACGUAUGCGUGGAUUCCCAAAUUGUGGCAUUCCAAGUAGAUGGGACAUAUGAAGCAAAAGAGCCCGCAAUGAAGAAAUACUUAGAAAAAGUCAGGCAGGAAAGACAAAGAUUUAAAACCUUUCGAAUCCAAAACGUGAGCCGGAGUCAGAACAAAAUAGCAGAUGCUUUGAGUAAGUUAGCUUCCACUUCUUUUGCUCAUUUAACCAAAGAAGUUCUUGUAGAAACAUUGCAAAAAAGCUCCAUCGAAGAAGACGUUGUUGUCACACUCAUCGAGGAAGAAGGGCAAACAUGGAUGACUCCAAUUGUUGAAUACUUGACAAGUGGGCUACUACCAGCAAGCAAAGAAGAGGCAAGGAAAAUCAGAAUUAAGGCUCCGCAAUACACCCUCCGAGAGGAAGGCCUUUAUAGAAAAUCUUAUUUAGGACCCCUACUAAGGUGUGUUGGCCCGAAUCAAGCAAAAACAAUCAUUCAAGAGAUACACCGCGGAUGCUGCGGAGCUCACGCCGGCCCAAGAAUGGUGGUGGCUAAGAUCACUAAGAUGGGUUAUUAUUGGCUAUCUAUGCACAACGACACAAUGAAAGAAAUCCAAACUUGUGGCUCAUGCCAAAUACAUGAAAUAGCCCCGAAGGCUCCGAAAAAUGAUCUUAUUCCAGUCACAGCAGCGUAG